Molecule: messenger RNA, 730 nt
Organism: Jatropha curcas
Lineage: Eukaryota; Viridiplantae; Streptophyta; Magnoliopsida; Malpighiales; Euphorbiaceae
Product: lachrymatory-factor synthase
Source: RefSeq, a predicted model, not a curated record
AAAAUAACUGUGACCUCUCUCUUUGAACAUAUAAUUAUUAAGCAAAACUAGAGCUUAAAGGAUAAGAAAUCAAUGGCCAAGUGGGAAGGAAAGGCUUGUGCAGAGAUCAAAGGCGCCAAGGCAGAGCAAAUUUGGCCAUUUUUAGAAGAUUUCUUUGGCUUAAACAAGUGGUUUCCAACUCUCGCCACUUGUAUUCCUAUUGAAGGCAUAUCUGGUGAACCAGGAUGUGUCCGUUACUGUGCUGGUUUUAAAACACCAGUUAAUAAUGAUGAUAAGGUAAUGAAUUGGACAAAGCAGAAACUGUUAUCUAUUGAUCGAAAAGAAAUGGUUUUUAGUUAUAGUAUUGUAGAUGGGAACGUAGGGUUUAAUGGGUAUGUUUCAACUGUAAAAGUGUAUCCAAAAGAAGGUGGUUGUGAAAUAGAGUGGAAAUAUGAAGUUGAGCCUGUACAAGGUUGGAGACUUGAAGAUUUGGAUUUUUUUAUUGGAUCUGGUUUGCAAGUUAUGGCCAAGAGAAUGGCAGAUGCUGUCCAUGCUUGAGGGAUCCGUACUUAUCAUGGUUUUUAACACAGCAGUUAUUAUUAUUAUUAUUAUUAUUAUUAUUGUUGUUGUUGUUGUUGUUAUUCGGGUGGUGGUAUUUCUAGGAUCUCUUUUGUAGUUUUAGAAAAUGGAAUGCUUAGUGAACUGUAAAGAACAUAUAUAUUAAUGUUUGAUUAGUAUUUUUCUAUUUGAA